UUGAGAAUGUCUCUGCCAAGUCAACAAACAGCUAUUGUUAACCCUCCACCACCAGCGUAUAUAAAUACUAAGAAAAAUGGGCGAUUGACGAAUCAACUGCAGUAUCUACAAAAAGUUGUCCUGAAGGCUUUGUGGAAGCAUAGUUUUUCCUGGCCUUUUCAGCAGCCUGUGGAUGCUGUCAAACUAAAGUUGCCCGAUUACUAUACCAUUAUAAAAAACCCAGUGGAUUUAAAUACAAUCAAGAAGCGCUUGGAACAUAAAUAUUAUGUGAAAGCUUCAGAAUGUAUAGAAGACUUCAAUACAAUGUUUUCAAAUUGUUAUUUAUACAACAAGCCUGGAGAUGACAUUGUUCUUAUGGCACAAACUCUAGAGAAGCUGUUCAGGCAGAAAUUAUCUCAGAUGCCACAAGAAGAGCAAGUUGUGGGUGGUAAGGAAAGAAUAAAGAAAGGUACUCAACAGAAUGUAGCAAUUUCUGUUAAAGAAAUUUCUCCUUCAAACAUGGCACAAAGUGCUCCACUGAACUCUGACUCACAAACAGGCACCCAAGUUACAAAGGGUGUGAAGAGGAAAGCAAAUACAACUCCUACAGCUUCAGUAGUUAAAGCAAGUGGUGACUCUUCCUCAACACUUACAGAAAAAAAACCAGGGAAAAUGCCACCUAUAAAAGAAAAUGCGCUGACAAAUGUUUUGACGGAUUCUCAGCAACAGUAUAAAGUUGUAAAGAAUGUUAAAGUAACUGAACAAUUAAGGCACUGUGAUGAGAUUCUUAAAGAAAUGCUUGCAAAGAAACACUUGUCAUAUGCAUGGCCCUUUUAUAAUCCUGUUGACGUUAAUGCUUUGGGACUCCAUAACUACUAUGAUAUUGUGAAAAAUCCAAUGGAUCUUGGAACCAUCAAGGUGAAAAUGGAUAACCAAGAAUAUAAAAAUGUGUAUGAAUUUGCUGCAGAUGUUAGAUUAAUGUUUAUGAAUUGCUACAAAUACAAUCCUCCAGAUCAUGAAGUAGUUACAAUGGCAAGAAUGCUUCAGGACGUUUUCGAAAUGCAUUUUGCAAAGAUCCCAGAUGAACCUGUUGAGAGUAUGCCUGUAUGUUACAUCAAAACAGAUACCACAGAAACCCUUGGUAGAGAAAGGAGUAGUGAAGCUUCCUCUGCAGAUAACUCUUCUGGUGAUUCUGAAGAUGAACAAGCUCAGAGUCUUGAAAAGCUUCAGGAGCAGCUUAAAGCUGUUCAUCAACAGCUAGAGGUUCUGUCCCAAGUACCUUUCAAUAAGCUAAAGAGAAAGAAUGAGAAGUCUAAAAAGGAAAAGAAAAAAGAAAAGAUUGAUAACAGCGAUGAAAACCCAAGGAAAAAGUUUAAGCAAAUAAAAUUAAAGGAAAAGUCCAAGCGCAAUCAGCCAAAGAAGGGGAAACAACAGGUCUUCGCUGCGAAAUCUGAAGAUAAAGAUAAUGCUAAACCUAUGAACUAUGAUGAGAAAAGACAGUUAAGCUUGGAUAUAAACAAACUCCCUGGAGAUAAACUUGGGCAAGUCGUUCAUAUAAUACUGUCCAAAGAGCCUUCACUGAGAAAUUCCAACCCUGAUGAGAUAGAGAUAGACUUUGAAACACUGAACGCAUCAACACUGAGAGAACUGGAAAAAUAUGUUGCUGCAUGUCUAAGAAAAAGACCACUAAAACCUCAUGGUAAGAGAAUAAUGAAGUCCAAAGAAGAACUUCAUUCACAGAAAAAACAAGAAUUGGAAAAGCGGUUACAGGAUGUCAAUAAUCAGUUAAAUUCUAGAAAACAUCAAACAAAACCUGAGAAAACUCAAUCAUCCAAGGUCAUUGGAAGUGGUUCCCAACUGAGUGAAAGUAGCAGCAGCAGUAGCUCAUCAGAGUCUGAAAGUAGUAGCAGUGAUUCAAGUUCUUCAGACAGCAGUGAUUCCAAAUCAGAAAUGUUUCCUAAAUUUACUGGAGUAAAACAGAAUGAUUCUACUUCUAAAGAGAAAGUAAAGCAGAUACAAUCUUCUGUGCAAUAUACAACCUCUGGGAAAACUAGCCUGGUUCAUCAGACUACAUGUUCAGGUGGAACACCACCAAAUCACCACCAGUUAGUAUUUAAUCAUCAAGAAUCAGAACGUUUACAGAGUGUGGAAAACAUUUCACCUUUACAAAUUCUGUCUCUUUCAGAUGAUCCUGAACAAUGCUUGAAUGGCCUAACUGUGAUGCAUCAGUCCAGUGAUAAUGACACAGUGGUGUUAGAAUCAGAAUGUCAAGUUCCAGUACAAAAGGAUAUAAAGAUCAAGAAUGCAGAUUCUUGGAAAAGUUUAGGCAAACCAGUCAAAACAUCAGGGGUAUUGAAAUCAUCAGAUGAGCUCUUCAACCAAUUUAGAAAAGCAGCGAUAGAAAAGGAAGUGAGAGCUCGAACACAGGAACUAAUACAGAAACAUCUGGAACAGAAUACAAAGGAACCAAAAGUAUUUCAAGAAAAUCAAAGGGACCAUGGCUUCACUCUAGAAUCUUUUCCAAAUAAAAUGCAAAACAAGUGUCUUGGAGAAGAGCAGAAAGAACAUCAGCAGUCACUGGAAGCUCAAGAUGGAGGCAAACUCUGGCUUCUCAAAGACCGUAAUUUAGCAAGGGAGAAAGAGCAAGAGCGGAGGAGAAGAGAAGCAAUGGCUGGUACCAUUGAUAUGACUCUUCAAAGUGACAUUAUGACAAUGUUUGAAAACAACUUUGAUUAA
Molecule: messenger RNA, 2715 nt
Organism: Kogia breviceps (pygmy sperm whale)
Lineage: Eukaryota; Metazoa; Chordata; Mammalia; Artiodactyla; Physeteridae
Gene: BRDT
Product: bromodomain testis associated
Biological process (GO): regulation of DNA-templated transcription; chromatin remodeling
Cellular component (GO): nucleus; chromatin
Source: RefSeq, a predicted model, not a curated record